AUGUCCGGCUCCACAAAUAACGAGGUCUCCAUGCAAUCACCAAUAAAGGUCCCUACAGAGCCCAAGGCCAGCCACAAACGAAAUCUGAGCAAUGGGACAACGGGCGGCUCUCCAAUUCGAAGAUCCAAACGGCAAAGAUCAAAUAUCAAUUUAAAGGAAGCUUCAUCAUCAGAAGAGCCAGAAGAAGUGGUCGACAAGGACUUCGAGCCCAAAGAGGAGACGCCUGCUAAGUCCACGCCAAAGAGUGCUCGGGCCAAGAGAAUCCGACCCAUUUCUGUUAAGAAGGUGGCCCUUGAGGAUACAGAAACAGUUUCCGUCGUCGAGAAAGACGAGGCCGAACUUGCUAUCAAGACAGAAGAGGACGUCCAUGUGAAGGCUGAAAGCAAGGCCGCCGCCCCGCAGAAGAAAGCCGCUCCUGCCAAGCGGACCAGGAAGACUAAAGAAGAGAAGGAAGCCGAAGCCAUGCCGCUGGCUCCGCGAACUACGGGAUUGAAAAUGUUUGUCGGCGCUCAUGUAAGUGCCGCAAAGGGUGUUUUCAAUUCCAUAAACAACAGCGAGCACAUCGGUGGAAACGCGAUUGCUCUAUUCCUCAAGUCUCAGAGAAAAUGGGACAACCCACCUCUACAAGAUGAUGUUCGAGAUCAAUUCCGCAAGCUAUGCAUCGAAAAGAACUACGAUGCAUCCAAACACAUCCUUCCUCACGGCUCAUACCUUGUCAAUUUAGCCCAGAAUGACAAAGCUAAGUCAGAUCAAGCUUACAAUUCCUUCCUGGAGGAUCUUCGCCGCUGCGAGGCUCUCGGCAUAACCCUCUACAACUUUCACCCAGGAAGUACCAAUCAAAGUCCCCUCCCGGAAGCCCUUGGCCGGCUCGCCUCAACCCUCACAAAAGCUUUAACAGAGACCACAACCGUAGUUCCAGUCCUUGAAACGAUGUGCGGCCACGGUAACACAAUCGGCGGCCAACUCUCUGAAUUUCGCGAUCUAUUUGCCCUAAUCCCAAAAGAACACCACUCCCGCAUCGGGAUCUGCAUAGAUACAUGCCACAGUUUCGCCGCGGGCUAUGACCUCGCUACGCCGGAGGGAUUCAAAGCUUUCAUGACUGAAUUCGACGAGCUCAUCGGGAUUAAGUACCUCCGCGCUCUACAUCUAAAUGACUCUAAGGCUCCGCGAGGAAGUAAGCGUGAUUUACAUGCCAAUAUCGGGACUGGAUUCCUCGGGCUGCGGGCGUUUCAUAAUGUGAUGAAUGAGCCGCGGUUCGAGGGGUUGCCGAUGGUCCUGGAGACGCCGAUCGAUCGCGAAGCUGAGGCCGAGAGUGAGGGCGAGGGAAAGAAGAAAAAGGGACCGAAGAGGCCGGCAGGCGCUGCGCCGCCUGCUGUUCCUGAUCCAGGUGUUUGGGCUAGGGAAAUCAAGUUACUUGAGUCACUUAUUGGGAUGGAUCCUGAAGGGCAGGAGUUCAAGGCUCUUGAAAAGAAGCUUGCGGAGGAAGGGCGCGAGAUGCGCGAGAAGGGAAUGGAACAGUUUGAGCGGAAGAUGGAGGCGGAGAAGAAGAAGGGGGCUAAAGGGAAGGGAAAGCAGAAGAGUCUUGUUGAAAUGAUUAAGGUUGAUAAAGAUGAGGAAGGGUGUUGUUGA
Penicillium maclennaniae is the source of this 1629-nucleotide messenger RNA. RefSeq names its product DNA-(apurinic or apyrimidinic site) lyase APN1. Lineage: Eukaryota; Fungi; Ascomycota; Eurotiomycetes; Eurotiales; Aspergillaceae. Gene Ontology annotation, biological process: base-excision repair. Gene Ontology annotation, molecular function: phosphoric diester hydrolase activity; DNA binding; DNA-(apurinic or apyrimidinic site) endonuclease activity. The coding region runs from base 1 to 1629 and encodes 542 amino acids. The record is from RefSeq and is a predicted model, not a curated record. The transcript is spliced from 4 exons. Gene Ontology annotation, cellular component: nucleus; mitochondrion.